UUGACUACCGUUAAAUUGCGUCUGUCUUUUAAGCCAGGUAAUGACAAUCAACCAGCAAAUCGUAUGCAGUGUUUGAUAAAAAGAUGUAGUUUGGAAUUCUUUUGUAAUCAUAAUUUUGGACAUGGAGGUUGAGGAGGAGACCACUCUGUCCCUGUGGGACUUACUCCCAGAUGAUGUCGUUUUGUAUAUCUUAUCAUUUACGACUCCAUUUUCUGUGGUCAGGAUGUCAGGAACUUGCAGGAGAAUGAAUGAAAUUGCAUUUGAUGAGCAGUUAUGGAAGGAGCUUUUUCACCAGUAUUAUCACAUACCAAAGGACAUUGGGAUUGCUCCUGGUAAAACGUCAUGGUUUCAAGAGUUUAAGAGACUGUACUACCAUACCCCAGAGGUCAAGGGCACAGUCAUCAAACAGCACACUGAUCAAGUGCUUCAUGUCAGCUUCUCUCACAAUGGCAAGAUGUUUGCCACUUGUUCAAAGGAUGGUUUCAUUAAGGUGUGGAAUGCAGCCUAUCCUAUACAGCUGAGAGACAAGUACGACAUGAGAACACUGACAUGGAAGUACACCCAGUUCUCACAGUUCAAUAAAAACGACACCCUCCUCCUGGUCUCAGGGGUCCACUUCGGGAGUCAAAGCACCUCCGGAGAAAUUGCUGUGUUCAAUCUAGAAGGAGAAUUUUUACUGCAAGCCAGAGUUAUAAAUAAGCCUUAUGAUGUGUUUGGGACUUGGUAUAAUUACAAUUAUUUACUCUCUGGAAAUUUGCACAUAACCGGGCAGCUGCAAUCAUGUUCUUCAAUUAUUCUUAAUAAGGGAUUUCAAGACAUUGAAUCAGAGCACGAGUCAGUGGUGAUGGGACUCUAUCGUUUUGAAAAUCAAAAUGCAAGUUCUAUUAGAACACUGCUUGUAGCAGAGUGCUUAACAGACACAGAGAGUGAGAUACAGUGUAACUGUGAUACCAUUAAAUAUUCCACAGACUUUGACUCUUCCUCAGAAAAUCUGCAGAAAGGUAAACCAUCAACUUCAAAGGAUAACCAAACGAAAAAGGUAGUUGAGAAAGUCUGUAAAAAGGUGCAACAGGUGACGGUGUAUGAGGACGGAGCAUUAAGGGAAAAAAUGAUUGAAGUGGACGCGGAGGACAAAAUGGCUCAUGAAAUCAAUAGUACGAUUACAUACAGUCAAUCCUAUCGAGAUGCAGAGGAGGACAUUGCUUCAGCUAAUAAUGAUAUGGAAGCAACUGCUGAUAUUGAAGCUUGUAAUGGUGCUACUGGGACGUCCAAUGAUCUGGAAAUGAGGUCGGUUAAUUCUGACCCUUCUUUGAAAAGUAUGGAGGGUUUGUGUUCCGUGUGUAGGCGUUAUAGCUGCGAGGAUCACUGUUAUAAAGGGAUGUACGCCGGUGGAUCUGUGUAUGGUUACCCUCUUCAAUCUAACAUUCUGUUCAGUCAGGAUCGCUCCCAUGUGAUCGAAGGUCAGGACCCUUUUCCUAAGGAUAAGACAGCUCGAUAUAACGGAAAAAAGAAUAAGUCUUCCUCUAGUAAACAAUCAAUUUCAGAAACUUCUUCUAGUCAGCAAAAGUGUCAAUUUCCUGAUAAAUAUUUAAUUUUCACUCGAGGAUCAGAGACUUUCACUCCACACCAGAUAGGAAUCAAACGAAUGAAGUCAUUAGAGAGAGUCAUAGGCGACCGAGUACAGGUGAUGCCGAACGUGGAGGAGAACCUGCACGGAAUAGAUCGGGAGGGUUACGAUGAUGUAGACCAUGUGAUUGAUCUCCAUGGUCACAUCAUAGGCUUGUGUCUGUCACCUGAUGACAGGUACUUGUAUGUGAACUGCAGACAGUGGCCAAAGAACUACACCAUAGAAAACCCUUUUUACCCCCCUCCUAUAGCUCAGGAGAUUGAUAUUCAUGUCAUCGACCUGCUAAAAAUGAAGAAAGUAGGCAAAAUGUACAGAGCACACAAGGCCUAUACUCCUAAUGAUGAGUGCUUCUUUAUUUUCCUUGAUGUUUCCAAUGAGUAUGUAGCCAGUGGAGCAGAAGACCAGCAUGGCUACGUGUGGGAUCGUCACUAUGGAAUCUGCCUACAUAAGUUCCCCCACACUGAUGUGGUUAAUAGCGUCGCGUUCAACCCUCGUGACCCGGAAAUGCUAGUGACGGUCAGUGAUGACCACUCCAUCAUUGUAUGGCGGUCAAAAAACAGGGACAGACAAAUUAGAAGACAGGAAUUUAAGGGAAUGAGCAGCAUGUGUGCCAACAGCUGACAAUGCAAUCACAAUCAUACUCACAUAUCUAAAGAGUAAUGAAAGGCUUUCAGUUAUAUUAUACAUGACACAAAUUAUUUUUAAUAGUGCUCGGAAUUGUGACUGAAAAAUUGUAUUAUGGUAUAUUGCAUUAUCCAUUUUUUUUAUUAGAAUAUAUCACAAAAUGAUUCAGUUUUAUUUUUUAUUCCCCCCCCCUCCUUAACAUUAAUUAUGAAAAGACAAGCACAGAUAUUUAUUUAUAUACAUAUGGCUAGCUGAGUGUUACUAUUUAAGAGUUUUGUUGCAAUAGUUACAGAGCUUUAACUUGAAAUGGUUUCAUUUAUUUUUAUUUUUUUAUUUUUUGUUUCCAAUCAACUGCAGAAACUCUUUCCUUAACAUUUUACAGAAUAUCAAACCUGAAUCGGUAUUCACAAAAUAUACCAUGUUAGAUAUUUCAAACAACGAAAUCGGGAUUCAACCAUUAACCAAGAAUAUUGUAAAGCACUAAUUUUUUACAGUUUAUUUUUAAUUGUAUUAUGAAUUUAUUUUGUCUUUUAAAACUGAUAUGGUCUUUUAAUUUGAGUGUUUUUGACAUUUGUGAUUUACAGUUUAUAUUACUGUAUGCUUGAAAUGUGAUUCAUGUAUGUUAAAAAAUGACCUUUUACAGAAAAUGUUCUUUAAUUUUGAUAUAAAAAUAGAGAUAUCAGACAUCAUAUAAAUAGUUGGCAAAUAAAUAUAACAUCAGUAUUUAUUUUGAAAAAUCCUAGAGUUGAAACCUGUAUUAUCUUGGUACUGUUUUAACUUGGAACAUGUUUAAAAUCCCAUUGAUACUAGUAAUCUCUAAAAGGUAAACUGCCCUUCUCUUUGUUCUUAUGUAUAGCAUGAACUAUCAUCAUUGCCAAACUACAUUUUAAUCGACUUAAAAGAGUUUUUUUUUGAGGGGGGGGAUAAUCUGAGUGUUAAUAUAUUUUUUAAUACAUGCAAGUAAAACACAAUUAUACUAGCAAAGAUGACCAAUUUGGAUUUGUUUUUCAUAAUAAAUGUAUAUUUUAAAACUAUAGGGAAUGAAAAUCAAUAUAAUAUGGGUAUGAAUUCAUUAUAAACCUUUCUUUUUUAAAACUAUGUUUGAAUUUUGUGCCAAAUAUUUAUAAUCACUUUAGUAAUAGGCAUAUUUCAACAAUUGUCAGUCAUGUCUUUUAAUGUCCGAUUAUAUAGCGGUAUAUGAUAAUGUAUACUUUCAAUAUCAUUACUGCAUUUCUAAAUAACUGCUAAUUAUAAAUGAGAAUUAAGACAUGUAUACAUAUAAUCCAUGCUUCAGGGGCAGUGAAUUUUAUUGCAUCCCUGAGUCAAGUGUGUUUUUUUCAAUGUACCGGGUAAUAAAAAUAUUGAUGCAUUUCAAAGGACAAUAACCAAAACUUGAUAUUUCUGUUCGACUUCCUGUGGCAGCGAACUCCAAUACAUGUAUUUCUUUUUUUAUUUAUCAUUAUUUUCUUUUUGUGUAAUUCUUAUUAUAAUUGAUAUUCUUGAUUAUUUAAUAUUGCUUUUUCUUUGAUGAAGACAGUUUUGAAAGCAAAAAGAAAAUAUGGUAAAUUGUUUAAUCUCUCUAUAUAUGACCUUUUGGGACAACUGUGGUACUGUCAAUUUUCAAAUCAACAUUAAAUAUUGCUUUACUCACA
Molecule: messenger RNA, 3903 nt
Organism: Saccostrea cuccullata (small rock oyster)
Lineage: Eukaryota; Metazoa; Mollusca; Bivalvia; Ostreida; Ostreidae
Product: F-box/WD repeat-containing protein 5-like
Exons: 8
Coding region: 122-2248 (708 amino acids)
Biological process (GO): protein ubiquitination
Cellular component (GO): SCF ubiquitin ligase complex; Cul4-RING E3 ubiquitin ligase complex
Molecular function (GO): protein binding
Source: RefSeq, a predicted model, not a curated record